AUGGUGGGGCCGACAGCCUCGGACGUGCCCCCGACGAUGCCGGUCAAGAUCUUCUCAGCUGGCGUGGCGGCCUGUGUGGCGGAUGUGAUCACCUUCCCGCUGGACACGGCCAAAGUCCGGCUCCAGAUCCAAGGUGAAUGCCAGACCUCUAGAGCCAUUAGGUAUAAAGGUGUCCUGGGUACAGUCACCACUCUGGCAAAAACUGAAGGGCCAAUGAAACUCUAUAGUGGGCUGCCUGCUGGUCUCCAGAGACAAAUAAGCUUUGCCUCUUUUAGGAUCGGCCUCUAUGACACCGUCCAGGAGUUCUUCAGCACAGGGAAACAAACAACAGCUAGUUUAGGAAGCAAGAUCGCAGCUGGUCUGACAACUGGAGGAGUGGCAGUGUUCAUCGGGCAACCCACAGAGGUCGUGAAGGUCAGACUUCAAGCACAGAGCCAUCUGCAUGGUCUCAAACCUCGCUACACUGGGACUUACAAUGCUUACAGAAUCAUAGCGACAACGGAAGGCCUGACAGGCCUUUGGAAAGGGACUACUCCCAAUCUGACAAGAAAUGUCAUCAUCAAUUGUACAGAGCUAGUUACAUACGACCUAAUGAAGGAGGCCCUUGUGAAAAAGAAGCUCCUAGCAGACGACUCACCCUGCCACUUUGUGUCAGCUCUUAUCGCUGGAUUUUGCACAACAGUCCUGUCCUCACCAGUGGAUGUGGUAAAAACCCGAUUUGUUAAUUCUCCACCAGGACAGUACACGAGUGUGCCCAACUGUGCCAUGACAAUGCUCACUAAGGAAGGACCGUUGGCUUUUUUCAAAGGAUUUGUACCUUCCUUCUUGCGACUCGGAUCCUGGAACGUCAUUAUGUUUGUGUGCUUCGAACAGCUGAAACGAGAACUGAUGAAGUCAGGGCAGACUGUGAACUGUGCCACAUAAUCAUCUUCAGGAAAAGGUGGUGACAUACCAGUGGGAAUCUUUGCUGACCGGAUAACUCAAAAACGAAAACAAUACACCUACUCCCUUUAUUUCACCCUAAGCAGAUAAAGGAAUUCUGAUAGAGAGUUUUGGACUUUUUAAAGAAAAGUUAAUAUUUAUUUAUUGUGACUUUUAUUCUCCAUGUUUUUGGAAGGGGAAAGCAAAAUGCUCAGUAUGAACCCUGGUGCAUGCAAUGUGCAAAUAAGUGACUGCAUUUGAUUGGCUAUUUUGAGAGGGAGGGAGUCUUACGACUGAACAUGAAGAAAUUGAACAUGUUUUAAUUAUAACUCAAGUUGA
Molecule: messenger RNA, 1260 nt
Organism: Callorhinus ursinus (northern fur seal)
Lineage: Eukaryota; Metazoa; Chordata; Mammalia; Carnivora; Otariidae
Gene: UCP1
Product: uncoupling protein 1
Biological process (GO): transmembrane transport
Source: RefSeq, a predicted model, not a curated record